CCUCACACGAGGAGUGCACCUGGAACUGUUAAAAAGCCUUAAAACUGAAGAGUUUCAACAAAGUUUUAAAAGCUUUAUUGCCCGGCGAGGAAGACCUACACUCGUGUAUUCAGACAACGGGGGCACCUUUAAAGCGGCAGUGACAUGGCUAAGGAAAGUUUGGAAAGAAGAGAAAUUCCACGAAGCUCUUUACAAGCCUGUUUGGCGAUUCAACCUUGCGAAAGCACCAUGGUGGGGUGAUCAAUACGAGCGCCUCAUCGGUAUCUUCAAAUCUAUAUUUCGUAAGACAGUUGGGGGUGGACUCUUAUCCUUUUCUGAAUUAGAAGAAAUCGUGCUCGACGUAGAAGUGUGCAUGAACAACCGUCCCCUAACGUACUUGGAGGAUGAUCCUCAGCUGCCUGUCUUGACACCAAACUCGUUUCUGUUUCAACAACCCACAGCUGUACCAGAGUUACAACCUCAUCAAUUAGAAGAGCGUGACCUGAAGAAACGUCUCAGGUUCCUUUGUACAACGAAAGAUGGUCUAUGGAACCGCUGGACCCGAGAGUAUUCAGGCUGA
Messenger RNA from Paramuricea clavata, 559 nucleotides. The record is from the annotation of a GenBank genome assembly. Lineage: Eukaryota; Metazoa; Cnidaria; Anthozoa; Malacalcyonacea; Plexauridae.